GAGAGAGAGAGAGAGAGAGAGAGAGAGAGAGAGAGAGAGAGAGAGAGAGAGAGAGAGAGAGAGAGAGAGAGAGAGAGAGAGAGAGAGAGAGAGAGAGCUCACCAAGAGUCCUCGCCGGAGCCACCGCACGCCAGGACGUUGCCAAGCUCGUCAUCACCAUCAACCGCAGCUCGAGGCCAUCAUCGUGUUCCUCUCGUCAAGACGAAGCCGUAGACACCAACCGCGUCGCGAUCGGAGCCCGGACGAAGCCGUACGCGCUUCCGGAAGUUCGCCUCUGCGCGCGCGUGAGUUCCACGCGCCGCCGCCGGACCACCGUCCUCCGCCGCAGCGCCGCCGCCGGACCACCGUCCCCCGCCGCCGGAAUACCGCCGUCGCCGCCGACAACCGCCGCCGGAAUAUCGCCGUCGCCGCCGGUGACCGACACCGGUGACUCGCCGGCGACUCGGUCAACUCGGCCGAGUCAACUCAGUGAGUCAACUCGGUUGACUCGGUUAACCGAUCGGUUAGCCGGUUUAAAUUGAUUUCGGUUCGGUUAGGGUAAACCGGUCGGUUUAGUCAAAUCGAUUUCUGGUCAAAGCUUGAUCGGGUUGACUUUGACCAGCGGGUUGACUUUUCCAAAAACCUUGACCAGUUCCGUUUUCGACCGUUCGAAAGGCGUUCUGACUCAGAAUUUCGAUCUGAUUUCAGAUAUGGAGUCUAUUUGAGCAGCUGGAGUUCAUAGACAACACUUUUCUAUUGCUAAGGUGAGACCGAUGAGCAGGAGUGAUUAUCGGACCGGUGCUAUUGGGCUUUUGGGCUUCUAUCGCUUUUACCGCUUUUAUCUUUAUCGGGCCUUUAGGCCUUUGGACUUUUAUCGUUUAUGUUAUUCCUAUUUCAGACUUUCGGUUUAUGUCGUAUUUUAUAUUUCGGAUGUUAUCGAUGUUGGGCUUUUAGGCCUUUUGGUACCGUAUUGACUUUUAUAUUAUGAUAUGAAGAUUAUUAUUAUUUUAUUUCCGCUUUUAUCAAUUUAUUAUAUUUCGAAAGUGGCGGGUGUCACAAUUUGGUAUCAGAGCGGGUUCCAUCCCGGUUCCGUCCCGGGAUGGCGGUCAGGGGAUUCGGUUUUCAUCGGUUUUCAACGUUCUUUUUGUUUUAAAAAAAAUAUGUAUUUAUUUAUAUAUUUGGAAAUUCUUUUAGCACCAUUAUGUCCAGUAAUUACUAACUCAAAUGUCUCUUUCUAUGACGAUGAGUAAAAUCAUCGUCAUUCGUCCUUCGACUAUCAGAGUUCUCGCCAGAUGUUCAGUAGUUGCGUGAAGUCCAAGUUCGUCAGUUUUCUCGGGAGUUAUCAGUUUCUUCGAUCAUGAUUUCGAGGCUAUCCAGGAGUGGAUAUGUGACGUUUCUGCCACCAGCCCACUUCAAGCAAUCGUUCCACGAGUUUUGUUACUGGAGAUUAUGUGGUGUGUGGUAUGAGCCAUUGGUUGGCAUGUGUUGUUGUGUGUACGAGUAUAUUGACUAUUUUGGAGAUAUAUUGGUUUUGUGAACUCGUGGAGAUCGCUUUUGAAUUGGGGUGCAGCAGCUUGCGUUGUGUGGGUGUUGGAGUUACACUUUGGUAUGUUUAUCAAUUUUGGCAGUGUUGAUCGUUUCAGAGAUGUGUCGGUUUGGACAAUUGAUAUAGGACAUUGGGAGCUGUUUAUGUCCAUCGCAGUGUACCAGUUAUGCUUGGAGGGCCGAUUUGUUCGGAUAUUCAUCAGAGAUGGAGCUAUGUUGUACGAUGUUAUCCUUGGGAUGGACUGGCUGUCGCGGCAUCGAGUAGUGUUGUAUUUUUUUUGAGGGCAAGAGUUCCUAUUGCUGGAGCAAAUGGAAGUUUUUAUUGCAUGCAUUCUACAUGCUGAGGAGUUAUGGGAUACAAGGACAGAGAGAUUUUUGACUACCAUCUCGAUGGUUAAGGAUGAUGGACAACAUGAGCUGCAGGAUCUUCCGGUUAUUGCAGAGUAUGAGGACAUAUUUGUGACCUUUGGAACGGUCACCACAUGACACGUGAGAAACUCUUGCGAUUUGUUUGGAGCAAACAGCACCAGUUUCACAAGUUUUAUACCGAUUAGCACCAACAGAGAUGACAAAGCUGAAAGAGCAUGUUGAAGAUUCAUCAGACAAGGGUUUUAUCAGACCGGGUACUUUACCGUGGGGAAUAUCAUCAUUGUUGUUGUAAAGAAGAAAGGUGGGAGUUUCAAUUUUGUAUCGACUACAAAGGUCUGAACAAAGUGACCAUUAAAGAUAAGUAUCACUUCCGCGCGUUGAUGAAUUAUUGGAUUAUUUACAGGAAGUUUAUAGUUCUUGAAGGUUGACAUGGCAUCAGAACACCAUCAGAUUACUAUAUUUGAAGAGUAUCUACUGAAUGUGAAUUUUUGUAUACAUUAUGGAUAUUAUGGGACACAGUGAUACCAUUUAGCUCGACAAAGGCACUGUUGCAUUCAUGAAGAUAUGAAUGACGUUUUCGUGAACAUUUGGAUAGGUGUGCGAUUGUAUUCAUCGAUGACAUCCUGAUUUAUUUUGGAGUAGAAAGGAGAUUUGUGAGCAUUUCGCGGAUUGCGUUGGAUAAGCCUGGAGAGCAUCAGUUGUUCGCUAAGUUGAGGAUGUGUAGCUUCUGGCAGAGAAAUGUUGUAUUUUUGGGUAACAUGGUUUUGGAAUCAGAAUUUUGAUGGAUCCAAAGAAGAUUAAUACCGUUUCGGGAAGGUCGAAACCUAAGAGCGCUACAAAGAUCUGACGUUCUUUUUGGGUUAAUAGUGUACUACUGGAAGUUCAUCAAGGGUUUCACCAGUAUAGUAAUGUUAAAGACGCGGUCUACAUGUAAAGACGUUAAGUGUGGUUGGAUAGAUUUUUGUUCGAGGAGUUUCACUGAAUUGAAGCACAACUAAUGAAGACACUAGUUUUGGGUUCUACUGAGGCUGAGGCUUACUGUGAUGUGUCAGAUAGUGGAUUGGAUUUAAAUUAAGGUAUGAGGAUUAAGUCAUUCAUAUGCAUCACGCCAGAGAGGCUGUAGUGGUAUUUGCGUUAUCGUUUUGGAGAUCGUAAUUGUACGGGAAGGAAGUUCAGAUUCUCUGGGAUUAUUAGAAUGUGAAAUUUAUCUUCAUUUAUUAAAAACUUGUACUUGGGCAGUGCAGUUGGAUUGAGUUUGUAACAGGCUAUAGUCUAGAUAUCGCAUACUAUCUGGUAAGGACAACCAGGUGAUAAAUGCCUUGGGUAGGCGUAUGAGCUGUAUCCCAGGAACCAAGAAGGUUCAUGAGUUGGAGAUUUGCUAAUCUCAGAUUGUGUGUUAUUACUGUCAAAGGAAAGACAUAUGACCUUAAGGUUUGGAGCAUGCAGUUUUGCUAUGGAGGAUACACAAGCACGAGUUAGCAUUAUGGAUUUGGUUGAACAAAUCGAGAUUGGGAGUAUUGGAUAUCAUACAGCUUUGAGCAGGAUAUACUUGUACCGAAACCGAGUUUGUGUGUUGGACGAUAAGUUGUUAAGAAAAGGAAUCUUACAACAAACAUAUCACUCGUGUUUCUCUACGCAUCCGGAAGACCAAAGGGUACAAAGAUAUGAAGAGUUAACUAUAAUUGGUGUAGUAUGAAGAUGUUUGUAACUACAUUGCGUCGCGGUGCCAGACAUGUUAUAGGGCAAUGACAGAGGAUCAGUUAUCUAUUAUGUUAUUUUUGAGCUUGCUUUUGCCGGAGUGGAAAUGAGGCAUGGUGAUUAAGGACAUUUCAGGAGGGGCCUAAGACUCAGAAGAUAAAGGAGCUUAAACUGAGACACAUGGAAUUGUAUCCUGCACUGGAGUGGAUUGGAUUAGUUGCUUGCAGUUACUUUAUCAGCAGUAUAUCAGCCUUCUAGGAGUUGGUUCAUAUGACAGCAUUGCAAAAGUUGAGAAUGCGCUAUAAUUAUUUUGCAGUAGACGUCAAGUGAGUUCAUAAAGAUUUUAUGGACCUUAUCAUCUAUUGAAGAUUUUGGAUCAUCAUGAGAAAACAGUUCCGGGAAUGUCGACCGUGUUUGUCAGAGUUCUUUGAGAGGGAGAUAAGACUCAGGAGGAAACCUGAAAGGCCGAACGAGGAUUAGUAUUCGAGGUUUUGGAGGUUUUGCUAUGAUAACAUUGGACAUGUCAGCUUAUGACUUGAAUUCGGGGACGAAUUCCUUGUAAGUGGGGGAGAAUUGUAAUGACCCCAAACAUUGUCCAAAGGUCAAGUUUCUUUUUUCUUUUAGAGAGAGAGAGAGAGAGAGAGAGAGAGCUCACCAAGAGUCCUCGCCAGAGCCACCGCACGCCAGGACGUUGCCAAGCUCGUCAUCACCAUCAACCGCAGCUCGAGGCCAUCAUCGUGUUCCUCUCGUCAAGACGAAGCCGUAGACACCAACCGCGUCGCGAUCGGAGCCCGGACGAAGCCGUACGCGCUUCCGGAAGUUCGCCUCUGCGCGCGCGUGAGUUCCACGCGCCGCCGCCGGACCACCGUCCUCCGCCGCAGCGCCGCCGCCAGACCACCGUCCCCCGCCGCCGGAAUACCGCCGUCGCCGCCGACAACCGCCGCCGGAAUAUCGCCGUCGCCGCCGGUGACCGACACCGGUGACUCGCCGGCGACUCGGUCAACUCGGCCGAGUCAACUCAGUGAGUCAACUCGGUUGACUCGGUUAACCGAUCGGUUAGCCGGUUUAAAUUGAUUUCGGUUCGGUUAGGGUAAACCGGUCGGUUUAGUCAAAUCGAUUUCUGGUCAAAGCUUGACCGGGUUGACUUUGACCAGCAGGUUGACUUUUCCAAAAACCUUGACCAGUUCCGUUUUCGACCGUUCGAAAGGCGUUCUGACUCAGAAUUUCGAUCUGAUUUCAGAUAUGGAGUCUAUUUGAGCAGCUGGAGUUCAUAGACAACACUUUUCUAUUGCUAAGGUGAGGGUCUAUUCCCGAACUCCUCUUAUUCAGCUUAGGACCUCGAAUAAGUAUAAUUUAUUUCUAAUGUGUUCCGUCUGUGUGAAAUCGAGUCUGUCAUUGCUUGUUUAGUUUUAGGUUCUUUGUAUAAACCGGAACUAGGGGGUUAGAGGAUUCAACAUUGAUUGUUUCACUUAAUGUAAAUUCUUAGCUAGGAUUGUUUUUGUUUGGAGACGGAUACAGAGUCGGACUGCUGUAUGCCAGAUUGUAUGAAGGUCACGGCCAACUUUAGUCGACCGGUUGAGCCGUAGACUGGAAGUGUCGAUAAAUCGUCUACGGGCGUGUGUUACCGAGCACUUUUUCGGUGUGUGUAUGAACCGAGCACCUUUUCGGUAGUGUUUUGGCCUGUUAGUGGGCGGCGAGUGCGCACCUCGCUAGGACCAUUGUUUGUUGCUUGAGUACUUUAGGUACUGUGUUUGACAUGCAUUAGAAUUAAAUUAUAUUUAUUCGGAGUGCUAUGUCCGGGUCCAUGGACUUCGGGGUAGCAUCCCAUACCUCGCUGAGCGAUUCCCCUGUCGCUCACCCCUCAUUCUUUCCCCCUUUUAGGUGAGACCGAUGAGCAGGAGUGAUUAUCGGACCGGUGCUAUUGGGCUUUUGGGCUUCUAUCGCUUUUACCGCUUUUAUCUUUAUCGGGCCUUUAGGCCUUUGGACUUUUAUCGUUUAUGUUAUUCCUAUUUCAGACUUUCGGUUUAUGUCGUAUUUUAUAUUUUGGAUGUUAUCGAUGUUGGGCUUUUAGGCCUUUUGGUACCGUAUUGACUUUUAUAUUAUGAUAUGAAGAUUAUUAUUAUUUUAUUUCCGCUUUUAUCAAUUUAUUAUAUUUCGAAAGUGGCGGGUGUCACAAUUUAGUGGGUCCAAGUAUCUAAUUUCAUUUGUAUCUAGAGCCGUAAACUGGGCGAGCCCAUGUCCAUUAGUCUAUAUCCAUUUGUCCAUUUAUUAUUUGCGGAUAGAGAGUGACCAUGUCCAUUAAGAACCAUGUCCAUUAAGGACCAUACCCACUAACACCCAUAUUUUCAUGGGCUGUCAUGGGAUUCAUAAUGACCAUAUAAAAAAUUUAAAUUUUAAUUUAUAAGCCUACAAUUAUAUAUACAAGUUCAUAAAAUUAAAAUUCAUCCAUAAAUUCAAAAGUACAACAAUACAUAAGUUCAUAAGUACAACAAUUCCGGUCUUGGCGGAAAAAUCGAUUUUGCGGUUUUGGCGGAAAAACUUAAUUUUGCAGUUUUGACGGGAAACUCGAUUUUGCAGUUUUGGCGGAAAAACUCAUUUUUCGGUUUUGGCGGAAAACUAGAUUUUUUGAUUUUGGCAGAGAAACUCGAUUUUUCGGUUUUGCCAUGGGGUCCAUAAUGGCCAUAUAAGAAAAUUUUAUUUUAUAAGCCUACAAUUACAUAUACAAGUUCAUAAAAUUAAAAUUCAUCCACAAAUUCAUAAGUACAAUAAUACAUAAGUUCAUAAGUACAACAAUUUCGGUUUUGGCGAGAAAAAUCGAUUUUUCGGUUUUGACAGGAAAACUCGAUUUUCCGGUUUUGACGGAAAAAAUUGAUUUUGCAUUUUGAAGAAAAACUCAAUUUUGCGAUUCUGACGGAAAAACUCAAUUUUCUGGUUCUGGCGGGAAAAUUUGAUAUCAAAAUUUAAGCGAAAAAUCGAUUUUACGAUUUUAGCGGAAAAACUUAAAUUUUAGAAACCCUAGGUUUUGUGACCAUUGGACAAUCCACGUCCAUAAAGCCCAAAACCAACAAAGACCAUUUUCUUAAUGGUCUUCCACAUUUUAUCCAAUAAAACCCAAUGGGAAAAAGGGUUUGUCCAUAUUAAACCCGUUUAUAUAUGGACAUGGACAAUCAUUGGACGACCCGCCCAUUUGACACCUCUAUUUGUAUCUUACCCUCAGGUGUGUGCUGCCCCCACUGAUGAAAAUAGGCUUAAUAGUGGCGAUUUGAGAAACGGGAAUAGCUACCCUUACUGGCCAAAACUCGUAAUCGACGGUCCAUAUGGAGCACCAUCACAAGACUACAAGAACUUCGAAGUUGUUCUACUAGUGGGUCUAGGAAUCGGAGCUACUCCUAUGAUCAGCAUUAUCAAGGACAUAAUCAAUAACUUGAAAGUCAAUACUGGAGAUGAAGAAGAAGGAAGAGGCAGUAACCGGAACCACAACGUGGUCACACCUCCUCCUAUUUCUCCUGCAAGAAAGAGAGAGAUGUUCAUAACCAAGAGAGCAUACUUCCACUGGAGCACAAAAGAGCAAGGAACUUUUGACUGGUUCAAGAACGUGUUGGACGAAGUGGCCGAAGCAGAUGUUAACAACGUUAUAGAGCUGCAUAAUUACUGCAGCAGCAUCUACCAAGAAGGAGACGCGAGGUCCGCACUGAUCACGAUGCUCCAGUCGCUGUACCACGCCAAGAACGGAAGGGACAUUGUGUCGGGAACACGUGUCAUGUCCGAAUUCGCUAGGCCAAAAUGGAGGAGCAUUUACAAAAGGAUCGCUGUGAAGCAUCCCUACACCAGAGUUGGAGUGUUUUAUUGCGGACUAGCUGGAGCAGUGAAGGAGCACCAAGAUUUGGCAAAGGAAUUCUCUCAUAAAACCUCCACCAAAUUCUGUUUCCAUAAAGAAAAUUUCUAGAAAUUUACGUUUUCUGAUAUAAUGUAUUGUACACAUGGUGUGAGUUAAUAUUUUCUUUUACUGUAAAGUUAAAGUUAAAAACUCUUAAAUUAUCUACUUGUAAGUCAUCUCUUACUUUAAUUUCCGUUGGAAUGAAUCUUUUUCUUAAAAAUAAGGAUUUUUAAUGUUAAAA
Molecule: messenger RNA, 7709 nt
Organism: Brassica napus (rape)
Lineage: Eukaryota; Viridiplantae; Streptophyta; Magnoliopsida; Brassicales; Brassicaceae
Product: respiratory burst oxidase homolog protein A-like
Exons: 6
Coding region: 6674-7537 (287 amino acids)
Cellular component (GO): plasma membrane
Molecular function (GO): NAD(P)H oxidase H2O2-forming activity
Source: RefSeq, a predicted model, not a curated record